Drosophila grimshawi is the source of this 1589-nucleotide messenger RNA. Its product is annotated as N-acetylglucosamine-6-phosphate deacetylase. The transcript has 4 exons. Gene Ontology annotation, molecular function: N-acetylglucosamine-6-phosphate deacetylase activity. Lineage: Eukaryota; Metazoa; Arthropoda; Insecta; Diptera; Drosophilidae. Bases 148 to 1353 code for a protein of 401 amino acids. The record is from RefSeq and is a predicted model, not a curated record. Gene Ontology annotation, biological process: N-acetylglucosamine catabolic process.
UUCGCCAUUCAGUUUCCCAACAGCAAAGCGGGCGUUGUUCAAGUUCGACUUGUUCGCUAUUGUUUUUGUUAACCCAUAUUUUAUUUUCGCUUUCUGUUAUUUUGUUUUCGGAUUUGUUUAUCGCUGUUGUUGUUAUUCGCUCACAAUAUGUCGCAGAAAAGUGUUAGGCAGCUAAUACAAUUUACCAAUUGUCGCCUGGUGCGUGAUCAUCGAAUCGUUCCCGAUGAUUUGUGGGUGCGCGAUGGCAAGAUCAUUAAUCCGGAGCCAGUGUUCUUCGAUGAGCGCGUCAAGGCGCAUCGUCGCAUCGACUGCGGCGGCGCCAUCAUUGCGCCCGGCUACAUCGAUCUUCAAAUUAACGGUGGCUAUGGCGUUGACUUCUCCCACGAUACAGAGACAAUCGAGGCGGGCGUCCAAAAGGUUGCCACUGGUCUCGUCAAAUGCGGUGUCACCUCGUUCUGUCCCACCCUGGUGACGUCACCCAAUGACACCUAUCACACAAUAUUGCCACGCAUGCCACACCACAUUGAGGGCGGCGCUGGCAUUUUGGGCGUACACGCGGAGGGACCCUUUAUCAAUCCGCGGAAAAAGGGCGCCCAUCCCGAGAACUGUAUACACACGAUUGACAAUGGCAUGGAAACGUUGCGUGCCACAUACGGCUCAUUGGAUCGGAUCAAGAUCAUAACGCUGGCGCCGGAACAGGUGAUGGAUGCGAGCGUCAUCAAUCAGCUGGUCGAUGCGGGCAUCACUGUCGCCCUGGGCCACUCCAUGGCCACCCUGGGCGAUGGCGAACGGGCCGUGGAGCAUGGGGCGACACUGAUAACGCAUCUGUUCAAUGCGAUGCUGCCGUUCCAUCAUCGCGAUCCGGGACUGGUGGGACUGCUCGCCUCGGAUGCGAUACCCGCUGGCAAGACCAUAUAUUAUGGCAUCAUUUCUGAUGGGGUGCACACGCAUCCGGCCGCAUUGCGUAUAGCGUAUCGCACCCAUCCACUGGGCCUGAUUCUUGUGACGGAUGCGAUUUCGGCGCUAGGAUUGAAGGAAGGCAUCCAUCAUAUUGGCCAGCUGCCGCUGGAGGUGAAGGGGGGCAAGGCGUUCAUAGCCAAUACGGAUACACUGUGCGGCAGCAUUGCGCCCAUGGAUGAGUGUGUGCGCAUCUUUAAGCGUGCCACGGACUGCUCCACGGUGUAUGCAAUUGAGGCGGCCACCCUGCAUCCCGCCCUCUGUUUGGGCAUUGAGCAUGAGAAGGGCACCUUGGACUUUGGCUCGGAUGCCGAUUUUAUACUGCUCGAUGACAGGCUGCAGCUGGUGUCCACUUGGAUAGCGGGCAUUUGUGUGCAUCAGCAGUGCAGCGAAUAGAGUACAUCUACCAUCUGCCAUCUCCCUCUUUCUCUCUAUCUCUGUCUCUUUCAAUCACACAACAAAUAGCUGUUUUUGUUUUUUGUUUUUUAUUUCUGAUUUAUGUUUUUUUUUGUUUUUAAUAUGAUUGGAUUAGAUGACGCUUUAAAUUGUUCUUUAUAUUUAAUCAUUAAAUCAUUUGGUGUGCACAACUAAGCUAAAUCCAUAUACAUUUACAAAUAAUAAGUAUUACGAAA